This is a messenger RNA of Phyllotreta striolata, 3258 nucleotides long. The record is from the annotation of a GenBank genome assembly. NCBI's taxonomy places the organism in Eukaryota, Metazoa, Arthropoda, Insecta, Coleoptera, Chrysomelidae.
GCCGGCUCCUCGCCGUCAUGUGGGGAUCGUUGUCGCGCGGCAGCGGGGAUGGGCCGGGGGCGGCGCGGGGCGCGGGGCGAGCGCUAGAAGGGAACGGUCGCUCGAACGCAGCGGGAAAUAAUUCAUUCGUCGACGGUACGAGCGCGCUAGAAGGUCACGUAGGCCUCCGCACUCCGCAGAUCCGCACCAGAAAAUCCACAGCUAGUUUCGAACGCGCUGGACUCGUUAUCAGAAGGUGCCGCUGGUUGUACUUUGGGCGAUAAGAUUGGGGCGUAGAUAGGAUGGGUUGGGCGGCGUGAUUUCGGCAGCGGAUCGGCCGGCUCGUUCGGUUACCGACCUAUCUCAAUAUUCGACGCAGUUAAGUGGUCAUGGACGAUUGUUGUUGCACAAGGUUGUUCGGUUCGUUCGAGUAUUCGGCCUGAUCGGUUUGUGCUUGUGUCGCUUCGGUUGAUGGUGGUUCGCGAUUAGGGCAGCAUGUCGGCCAAAAGGAAAGCUUCGGCUAUCAUACAGCAUCAUAAGGAGAGUCUUCCCACCCCGGAAUCUUCUGAGGGUAACGAGGAGGAUCAUUACGGUGGAACCGGGGCUAUGAAAGACAGCGACAAGCUCAAGUUGAUGCUAUUGGCGUGGAACUACCACAAUAAUCAAGGAGGCAGAAAUGGCAACAGUGAUAUCCCCGAUUUGUCGUCAGUACCCGGCACAGAAGACAUGGUAGGCCUGUGGGCGCAGUACCAUUCGGCCUUAGGACUCGCCAAAGGAAAGGCUACUCCUCCCACGAUCAGAGACAAUUCCAGUCCCGUGAACGCCGAGACGGGCUCUGCCCACGACGAAACGAGUUCCAGCGGUAACAAAGAGGACGAAGACGACGAUGACGAUGAAAGUGAUGAUAAAAUCGACACACAAACGCACGACCCCGAAAGACUGAAAGCAUUCAACAUGUUCGUAAGACUGUUCGUUGACGAAAACUUAGAUAGGAUGGUUCCUAUUAGCAAGCAGCCCAAGGAGAAGAUCCAGGCGAUAAUCGAUUCCUGCACCAGGCAGUUUCCCGAGUUCGCGGAGAGGGCCAGGAAGAGAAUACGAACGUACUUGAAGUCCUGCAGGCGGAAUAAGAGGGCGAGGGAUCCCAAUUCGCCAUGGGAUGCUACCAGACCUACGCCUGCUCAUUUGACCUCCGUGCAAGCCGAGCAAAUUUUGGCCACGGCUUGCGAGAACGAGAGCCAUAACGCCAAAAGAAUGAGAUUGGGUUUGGAACCUGUCAGUCAACCCAUGCCUGUGCUACCUGGAACCCAACCGACGGACACGACCGCCCAGAUCAACUCAUCGAGGGGACUGGAUUUCUCCAACAGCACCCCCGUGAAAAUGGAGAGCGACGUGAUCUCGACAGGGUUCUCGGCCACCAGCACGCCAUCGUCAACUCCCAACUCGACCAAAGUCCUACCGGCUAGCCAAGACACCAAAGCAGCGAGUCUCAGCGGCGGCGUUUCGAACGCGACCGGCGUCCUGGGGACAAUAGGGAUGAACGGGAUCGGGAUAGCCAGUACGGCGAGCGCGGCGCCCACCGCCAUGUACCGGCCCAACUUCACGCAGGCAUUCCAAAGGUCGGGGCCGUAUCCGCUGUUUCCGGGAUCGACGCCUUUCGCCUCCGGAGGAUUAAUCACGAACGGUCCUGCGGAUUUGAGCAUGAAACAGAAACCUCUGUUGAACCACAAAUUGAGCGCUGGAGAAAUAACGGCCGUGCGACAGCUAAUAACGGGCUAUCGCGAAUCGGCGGCCUUUCUGCUGCGAUCGGCCGACGAAUUGGAGCAGCUCCUGAUCCAGCAGCAGUAGUAUUUAUCGGGCGUUAGCGGCUUCAGUCCGUCGAAGAAGUUGUUCGAAACGAAUUGAACGUUCGUUGGCGUGCGCGUCCCGUUCCGAACAGGUCGAUUUUAUCGUUAAACUGUACCUGAGCGUACCCCAUGGUAGUUGUUUAAGGAGCAAAUGAGCGCGAGAGACUCCUGAAUGCGGAGGUUCCGCAUGAAUGACUUCUUUGUCUGCGAGAUAUGCCAUAGAGCGAAGACGUGGUGGAUCUUCGCGUGAACUUUCGAUGUGUAAUUAGAAGCUACUGAAAAUCCAUUUGAGUGGGAAUUUUUUUAGUCAUUUUUUUUAAUGUAAUUCGGUGAAUAUUUUUUUUGGUCUAGUCAAUGGGAGGAAGUGUAAUGGAAUAAUUCGAGAAAUUAAGUAAAUCAGGUUUCCUAUCUAUCAAAAUAUUGGAUUUUUUUAACGAGUGAUCGAUGCGAUAUGAUGGUGUUGAAAAUUUGUGAUAUUUUAGUUAUAAAAUUAAAUGGAUUUUCAUCGACUCGACGUUAAUAUUAUUUAUUUUUAACUGAAUGUUGUAUAUGUGUAUAUAAUCUACCAAAAAAGAAAUGUAUGUAUUCUGCUGCUAGUUUUGCAUAUACUUCGUGAAAAUUGCUAAAAAAAUUGUACAAAUCGAGUUUAAAAAAAGUGUAAAAUAUUUAUUUAUCGAAAAUAUGAAAUUUAACGACUUUAUUACAGGGGAUAUUUUAUUAUAUUUGAUAUGAUCGUUAAGAAUUUAUUACAUUUCAGUGUACCAAAGAAGAAAAAAAAAUUAUUGUACAUACUCCAAAAAAUACAUUUUUUUGUAAAAAAAAUUGUUGAUGUAGACGAAUAUUAUGAGUUGAUGAGAAAAUUCGAUGUGAUGAGGAUUGUACAGGGUGUUUUGACAUGUGUUAGAUUAAUUUGAGCACUGUAGUACAUGGGCUUUUCAUGAUAUUUUUCGUUUACUUAUUAGUCAUUACAUUUUAAAAAAGUAUAUCUAAAUUGUAUUUGUGCUUGACAUUUGUUACAUAUACAUACGAGUUUCUGUGGAAUUUAUCAUUAUUUUCGUCUCAAUUAAACCGAUUUAAUUUGAAGAUUAAAACGUUACUUUUAAACUACUCUGAUCGUUUGCGAACUAUUUUUAAUUGAGACAAAAAUCCGGAAAUAUGUUUUAACCAGCACUCUGUACAUUUAACUUUUACUCAGACGAGAUAAAUUGUACCUAUAAUUUCCACAACCAGGAUUCUCAAAUACAAAUAAUCUUGUGAUUAUAACAUAUAGAUGUGUAGAUAUCGACCGGAAUAUGUAACAAAAAUUCCCGAGUAAAUCUGUUACCUCUGCUACUAUUCUGUACCUACAAAGUCGACAUUCCGAUUUUCGAACUGUCAAAAAAUGUAAUGUUUGAUCUGAUUCCACUGCCAGACUUAUGUAAUAAUAAAAUGUCCG